AUGCGCCUCCUUCGUGCAGCAGACAUGACGUUCCACGAGUUUGAAGGCUCUUCCAUCCCACCUUAUGCCAUCCUGUCGCACCGAUGGGAGGGUGAAGAAGUCACCUAUCAAGAGAUGAGCGAUCGGGCGACUGCCAAAGAAAAAGGGGUUCGAUCUACUAAGGACCAGGAGCUCAAAAUCCGGGCGGCCGCCACAAAGAGGAAGUCUGGGUUCAAGAAGAUACGGCAAUGUUGCGAACAAGCAUUGGAAGAUAUGAUAGAGUAUGUGUGGGUUGACACAUGCUGUAUCGAUAAGUCGUCGAGCGCAGAAUUGUCCGAGGCCAUCAACUCAAUGUAUACUUGGUAUCAACAUUCUAUAGUUUGCUACGCCUACUUGGCCGACGUACAUACUUGGCCAACAUACCGAGCAGAAGACGCCGAUGGGGCCUGGGCCGGAAUCAUCGAUGUCUACGAGCACCAGGAUGGAAACGGAAGUGGACUCAACAGCCGCUGGAAAACGGGGCAUGUUCUUGCUUGGCAGCGACUAGAGCCCAUCUCGCAUGUCAUGAAUAGUGCCUGGUGGACUCGAGGAUGGACGUUACAGGAGCUAAUAGCCCCGGAAGAGAUGGUUUUCUAUGCCAACAGCUCAUCCAGUUGGAGCAAGAUUGGCGACAAACGGACUCUGCUUGAAUUGAUAGUGAAAAGGACUGGCAUUGAAAAAAUCGAGCUUCCGAUUGUUCACCAAGGCGAAGACCCAUACGGAUUGGCUAUUUUGCAUUGCGGGACCUACAAUACACGGACUGGUCUACCCGUUGUACGUCUUGGGCCACCAGGAACAAACCGUUAUGCCCGUGAUGCUCGCUCCACUGGACCUCUGAUGACUAUGAAAGCCGAGGAGCGCACACCCACAGCCAUCUUCAUGAGUCAAGAGCCAAGCAUCAGAGUAGAGAAGCGACGACCUCUCCAGGUAGUCAUAAGCGAAGACACUCUAAGAUUGUUCAACACAGUCUACUGUAGUGCCAAGGCUCGCCCCUCAGACGUACCAAGUAUAGCCACUGACCAGGCGUACACAUUCCCUCUCAACUGUCGGCGCGGCGCGAUACUGUUGGCUGGAAACGACUACACCAAUCAUCUACUCAUCUUAUUCAACAUCGAGCUGCAGCAUGUUGGGCGAUAUACCUGCAAGCUCGUCUAUUCUGGAGACGAGGACGACGAAGACUUCACGAUAGAGCAAGAGAAGAUACAUCGCCUUGUGCGUGAUAUGCGAAAGACCGAUCUGUCGCAAGAGUAUGCGUUAGCGAGAGAGAUUGAAGAAGAGCCCAGCUGGAGUCUGAUACAUGGCGACUCCGGUCCACCGAAUAAUCGCACUAGCUUCGCUGACCUACCAGACGACGCUAUGAUACUGGCGAAGUUUGCGCCAUACGAUGUACUCGAUAAUAGUGAUGACGGAAAUCUGGUGCUGCACGUCGAUCUCGUUGAUCAAUCGGAGAGUCCGCAGGAUCUGUAUGAACUAGAGUAG
Alternaria hordeiaustralica is the source of this 1497-nucleotide messenger RNA. RefSeq lists its product as uncharacterized. The record is from RefSeq and is a predicted model, not a curated record. NCBI's taxonomy places the organism in Eukaryota, Fungi, Ascomycota, Dothideomycetes, Pleosporales, Pleosporaceae. Bases 1 to 1497 code for a protein of 498 amino acids. The transcript is spliced from 2 exons.